UCAAGACAACAUUUGCUUCCCCCUGUUACAGUCCUCAUUACAUUCUACUUCACGUUGACCUCGCUCUUUUCUACCCGCAGCAGGUGGCUAUUUGGCCUUAGUCGGACGCUUCUUCCCGCCAGGAUAGAUUCGACGGCUCUCGUGGAGGUGGGGCUGACCGGCCCUGAGCUGGCCGCGUCCCCCGCCGCUCCUGCGCCUUCGGAACCCCCGACGCAUUCUCCACCAGCCCUGUUGCUUCAACAGGGAGCAGCCCUAUGGCAGCCGCACCUUGGUGGGCGUCUUGACAUACGAGGCAACGGAUGCGCGCCACUAGACGAUCACCAUCAUAUCGGCGACUCUACCCAGUCCCCUUCUCCGGUACCAUUGCCUCAUCAUCAUCGUCGUGUCCAACAUCACCGCGAGGAGCCACCUGACCAUCACGACCCGGCAGAGCAUAGCGACACCAACGACAACUGCGAAGAGGUCGACCCUGACGUGGGCGCCGAAGGCGAUCGAAACCCGGGCGGUCGCUGCCAGUCGGUUGAGCCAAUCGACGCUGAAGGCAACGCAGACGUUGGCGGUGACGGUGACGACGAGGCUGGAGACGACGAGAACGAUCUCGUUCGGUCAACAAACGUUGAACCUAAUUUUGCCACGACGGAUACACGAGUGCCAGGUGUGGGGACUGGGGCAGGCGACGAAGACUCGAUCUCUGCGCUACAACAAAUGACCUCGUGGCACGAGCACCGAUACGCGUCGCCGCCGAAAUCGCCGACGCCGCACUUCAUCGUCGAUAUUCUCGGCAUCCAAAAGAGAGCGGUGAGCACAGCGCAUUCAGCUAAUCGGCCUUUGAAUCUCGUUGCAAUCGAUGGCGACUGUUCAAAUUCGCCGCCGUGCUCACCCCCGCUGCGGCAGCACGCAGGUAACCUGCAGCAGCGCCAUCAGCAGGUGGCAGUCGAAGCUCUUGCUGGAGCCGGCCAACCUGGUAAUCAUCCGUCGCACCUUUUGGGCGCUUUCUUCCAAAAUGGAGGCAGUACAAAGAAUACGGGAGCUCCCUCACCGCUACCUGCACACGUCGCUCCUCGAGGACUCACCUUCGACGACGAGAAAGCGUUCCUGAAUAAUAACAAUAAUAGCAGUAACAACAACAAUAACACGACCACCAAUACGACGAGCGUCGACGGGACAACGAAAAGGGCCCGGUUGAUGGGCAUCGGAGCGCCUUCACUUGGCACUCUGGGGGACUCCAGUCCUCCAAUGUCGCCGCUAGCGUUGACCACGUCUCCAGCUGUCGAUUCCGACUGCUCGUCAUCGGAUAAUACGACCAGUGGGGUUGGACCCGGUGGACCCGGGUCCAAUUCACAGAAUCAGAGCCCCGCUGAUCGUGACAAGGCAGCUGCGCUCGCUCAGCAACAGCGCAAGAAGAAGGCACGCACCACGUUCACCGGCCGGCAGAUCUUCGAGCUCGAGAAACAGUUCGAGCUCAAGAAGUACCUCUCGUCCAGCGAACGCGCAGAAAUGGCCAAGUUGCUCAACGUCACCGAGACGCAGGUAAAAAUCUGGUUUCAAAAUAGGCGCACCAAAUGGAAGAAGCAGGACGGCAUUUCGAACGCCGAAGCCGCCGAACUCAAGAUGGGAGAAAAGGCGAAGAGCAAGCUCCAGGCGCAGGCUGCCAAACAAGCCGCCGCAGCUGCCGCCCACAAGGCGUCAGCUCUGUCGGCGUUAUCGGCGCAGGUGUCGGCGCAACUGCAAGCGCCACCACCGGCGCAUCAUCCCCAUAGCGUUCACCAUACCAAUUCCCUAUCCAACUCGCACAGCCAUUCGCACCAGCUACAGCACCUACACCAGCUCGCCGCCCUUUCGUCCGCCGCAGCUGUCAGUGCAGAACUAUCCUCCGCUUUCGGCGCUCCGGACCUUGCCGGGCGUCAACCACCGCCCCAUCCGCCGGCCGAACUUCGAUUAAGGCAAAUGGAGCUGUCUGGGCUAUCUGGCUUCCACGGUGGUCGUUCCCUGUUGGAGCCAUCGCGCAGCCCGUGUCGCAGUCCGCUCACAUCAGCCGAGAACAUCUCGAAGUGCCUGCAGGUGCCGCCAGGUUCUGGCGACCAACGACUCACCCCUUCGACGCUCCCGCCUACGCUGCAACUGCGUGCCGCAGCUGCACUUCAACAGCUGCACUCCGACGACGAGGACGAUGACGAAGAGAUCGACCCGUGCGGGAGCUAACUCAUGCUAUCCUCGUCACUGAGUUAGCCCCUCCGUUCAUCAUUAUCCCGCAUGGGUGCACUACAGCGUCAGAGACGACAUAACAACAAAAACAUUAUCAUCAACAGUAAAUAUAAAAACCUACCCCCCUAUUUAUUAUAAUCAUAAAUCAAUACAGAGCUACCAUCCUAUUGUCAAAUCGUCGGUGAAUCGUUGAAGAAUAAGGCACCACACAUACACGUACACACACACACACACACACACACAUACACACACACACACACACACAC
Messenger RNA from Varroa destructor (honeybee mite), 2471 nucleotides. RefSeq lists its product as uncharacterized. Gene Ontology annotation, biological process: regulation of transcription by RNA polymerase II; cell differentiation. The record is from RefSeq and is a predicted model, not a curated record. Lineage: Eukaryota; Metazoa; Arthropoda; Arachnida; Mesostigmata; Varroidae. Gene Ontology annotation, cellular component: nucleus. Gene Ontology annotation, molecular function: RNA polymerase II cis-regulatory region sequence-specific DNA binding; DNA-binding transcription factor activity, RNA polymerase II-specific.